ACUCUCCCUGUGUGUCCCCUGGCUUCCAAGCGACCAACAAACGCAUCGCAAAUUUUGCAAUUCCAUCCAUCCACCCAACACUCCCGCGCCCAUUCCGUUGAGCCCCGCCGGACGGUGCACGCGCGCCACGCCGCUGACCGCGCACGUCCGUCCCCAUGGACUCCGACGCCGCCGUGCUCCCCACCACGACCACGCCGCCGCCGCCGCACUCCAAGAACGGCCAAGCCGACAGCGAGCUCCGCCGCCGGCGCCGGCGCCGCUGCGCCUGCGUCUGCCUCCUCGUCUCCCUGGGCGCCGCCCUGCUCCUGGGCAUCACGCUCCUGGUGCUCUUCCUCACGGUGCUCCGCGUCCGCGACCCCACCACGCGGCUCGUCUCGUCGCGGGUCAUCGGCUUCGCGCCGGGUCCCGGCCCGGACUUGCAGUUCAACCUCACCAUGGAGCUCGCCGUGGACGUGCACAACCCGAACCCGGCGUCCUUCUCGUACGCCUCGGGUGCCGCGCAGCUCUGGUACCGGGGCGUCCUGGUCGGCGUCGCCGGCGUCGACCCCGGCCGCAUCCCCAGCAAGGGCGACGGCACCAUGGAGCUGGUGAUGACCGUGCUGUCCGGCAGCUUCGGCGCCGAGCUCACGCAGCUGGUCAAGGACAUGGAGGCCGGCGCGGUGCCGCUGGACGCCAGCGCCAGGGUGCCCGGGAAGGUCGCCAUCUUCGGGGUGCUCAAGCUGCCGGCGGUGGCCUACUCUGACUGCCACGUCAUCUUCGGCGUACCAGAGAUGAAAGUCCAGAGCCAGGUGUGCCAUGACCACACCAAGCUCUAAUCGGAUCCACUGCCGGGGUUCUCCAUUCGCUGCUUGGGUUCUCUUUGGCUUUCCGUGAAUGUCAAAAUGUGCCGGUUCAGUUUUCCAAAGAUGCUCGGGUAGAGUUUAGGUAUGUGUAUUCAUAGAGUGAUUGUAUGUGUAUUUUAUCUUGUACUGUAUAAUUCUUAAAAAAAUAAAUUUCUUUAAUUUUA
Messenger RNA from Sorghum bicolor (sorghum), 1006 nucleotides. RefSeq lists its product as uncharacterized. The transcript has a single exon. Lineage: Eukaryota; Viridiplantae; Streptophyta; Magnoliopsida; Poales; Poaceae. The coding region runs from base 156 to 815 and encodes 219 amino acids. Gene Ontology annotation, cellular component: plasma membrane. The record is from RefSeq and is a predicted model, not a curated record.